Molecule: messenger RNA, 1662 nt
Organism: Manihot esculenta (cassava)
Lineage: Eukaryota; Viridiplantae; Streptophyta; Magnoliopsida; Malpighiales; Euphorbiaceae
Product: receptor-like protein kinase ANXUR1
Exons: 3
Coding region: 1-1662 (553 amino acids)
Biological process (GO): protein phosphorylation
Molecular function (GO): protein kinase activity; ATP binding
Source: RefSeq, a predicted model, not a curated record
AUGGGGCUGUUAUCCUCUACCCUUGAUAACGAGGUGUUGAGCGCUGACGAGAUCACUCCUCAGUCCCCAGCAAGCAUUGUUGUCAAGUUGUUGUGGGAGAGAAUGUUUGGUGGGGUCACGGAUGCUUCAGACCCACGCCUGCUUACUCUCACCGGCCUUUUAGCCUAUAAUACUCGGGAGCAGGUGGCCUUUCGCUCUCGAACUCGGGAGGAGCUGGGGGAUACGAUUAGGGAGAUGCUUCUCAUGGUAAUCUGUCUUUAUUUUGUUUUUCGUUCUGUGUCGUUUUUGCCUUCAUUGCUUUAUAAUUCUAUUAUUGUCUCUUCCUUUCUCCAAGUGACGGGCGUCUUCAUGGAGAUCGAUGCCCGUGACUGGACCCUUCGAAGCAUCGUGGAUCGCCAAAUUGAGGAGGCCCGUCUCGAGGAAAACCUUGUGGCCUCAGGGGAUAAUCCGGAGGUGAAAUUGGUUGGCCAGAACCAGUCCGUCGGCCUGGAAAACAACGCUGUCUCAGAGGUAAUGUACAGAAUAAAUGUGGGCGGGGCUUUUAUUCCACCCCUUAAUGACUCUGCCCUGUUUCGAAGCUGGCUCAGCGAUGAGGACUGCUUGACAAUCUCAGAACCAAGUGCUCUCCUUUUUAACAGCGCCAUUCAACUCAGAUAUACCAUCUUUACUCGUUUUGCUGCACCAGACCUAGUCUAUAAAACUGGAAGAUCCAUGGGGAUGGACAGGGAAACAAACGAGAACGACAAUAUCACUUGGGAAUUUCAGGUUGAUUCCGAGUCCACGUAUUUUAUCAGGCUUCACUUUUGUGACUUUCAGCCGCCAAUAACUCAGAAGGGCGACAGAGUUUUUCAGAUAUACAUUGCAAACCAACUUGCUGAGUCUGAAUUAGCAGAUAUAAUUGAUUGGAGCGGUGGAAAUGGAUUUCCUACUUUUAAAGAUUAUGCGGUGACCAUGGGAGAGAGUGGAAGCAAAAAGUUAGAAAAUCUAUCUAUUGCCCUGCAUCCUGCAGUUAAUUAUACCUCAUACUCUGAUGCAAUCCUGAAUGGCAUUGAAAUUUUUAAAUGGCUAAAUUCAGAAAUUCAGACAACGUCCAUCCCAACAUCAGCAAAGCCACUGAACAAUAGGACAACAGUAGUUGCCGUUGUAGUUGGUGUUGUAUUGGACUUUGUUAUUGUAAUCCCUCUUCUAUUCUUCUUGAUUGUUCUAAGAAGAGUAAAAGACAAGGAUUCUGAAGGAGACCACCAAGAUCCGCCGCUCAUAUUUACCCUCAAAUGUGUUGGAGGGUUUGGCAAUGUGUACAGAGGAACCAUUAAUGAUGAUCCCAUUAUUGUUGCGAUGAUACGGUUGAGCCGAGGUUCGGAACAAGGAGAAAACGAAUUCAACACAGAGAUAGAGAUGAUACGGUUGAGCCGAGGUUCGGAACAAGGAGAAAACGAAUUCAACACAGAGAUAGAGAUGCUUUCUCAGCUUCGACACCUUCACUUGGUCUCUCUAAUGGGUUAUUGCAAUGAAGAUCACGAAAUGAUGAUAGUGUAUGAUUAUAUGAGCAAUGGCACCCUUCGUGACCAUCUCUACAACACCAGUAAUUCUCCUCUACCAUGGAAACAAAGGCUAGAGAUAUGCCUUGAGAAUAUAUUACAAAUAUAUUACAAAUCUUAUUAA